This is a messenger RNA of Vombatus ursinus (common wombat), 2626 nucleotides long. RefSeq names its product zinc finger protein 488 (gene ZNF488). Gene Ontology annotation, biological process: regulation of DNA-templated transcription. Lineage: Eukaryota; Metazoa; Chordata; Mammalia; Diprotodontia; Vombatidae. The coding region runs from base 457 to 1815 and encodes 452 amino acids. Gene Ontology annotation, cellular component: nucleus. Gene Ontology annotation, molecular function: protein binding. The record is from RefSeq and is a predicted model, not a curated record. The transcript has 3 exons.
GGCAGGGAACGGACCUGCCCUCGUCUCACGCCUCACUGCCUCUCGGUGCGCGCGGUCUGGAGACACUCGCGAGUCAGAGACAGUGGCCACUUUCCUCCCCAGCAGCAGGAACGCACGCAAGCAUUCGGGGAGUCCUUUGCAGCCCAUUUCCCCAAUCAGGACAUCCACUUCCACGGUAGCCCCUCCAACACCUCACUCCCUUCUCCCCUGUGCCCUCGGUCAGGGGCCUUGGCUGGAGGGUUAUCCAAGUCUGCGUGCACGAUCCCCAGGUCCCUCUCCAUCCGUCUCUCAUGGGCUCUCUAGAGAGCAGGGGCUCCGGGAUGAACCUCUGAGGGUCUGGGCCACUUGUACUACUGCAGGGACCUCGGGUGACUUGGAGACGAGCUGUAGCAGCGGCGGCAGCGUCUGUAACCGGUGGAUGUCAACUCCAUCCAUAGUUCCACCGGACUGACAUGGAUGAGACUUGUUCAGGCAGCUUGCAGUAGCCAGGAGCAGAACCUGGAAGCUUACUUGGAAAACAGUCAGCUGUAUUUCCGUCCCACAAGGAAGAUCAAGCAAAAUGAAGAGCUCUUUAUUUGGUACGACAAAGAGCUUUUCUGCCUCCUAGGUUUCCAGGAUAUUAAAGCCAGAGCUCUCCAUAAAGAUUACAGAUGCCCCAAAUGCAACCAUACCUUUAAGUGUGAGCAUUCCUAUCUCUCGCACAUUCACUUCCUGUGUUCUCCAGGGAAAGCCCCCUUGGUGAUGAGCCCUCCAGACCCCAAAGCUCCCCAUACCAGGGAUCUGGACCAAUCUACUAACUUCCACAACCUAGCCAGAGACCUGGAGGUCAAAAUGGCCACCCAGGAAAAUACUCUGCACAGCCCUUUGCCUGAAAAGAAGACACAAACCGAUGAAGCUGAGCAGAGCCAGGUCCAGAAAAUGGUGUUGCUGGAGAAAACAAACCACUUGAGGAAGAGACUGCCCUCUGUUCCCUGCAGCAGGGAGGAUGGAGGGACUGAGCAUGUGCUGUCAGCUGCCAUAUGGAAGCUCAGCCCAGUGAAGCAGUCAUCCAAGAAGGCCCCCUGGGACCAGAAGCCCAGUGCUUUCACUGAGGUCAAGAGACUAAAGGACAAACUUCAGAGUGAGAGAGCCAGAGAUGGGGACCAAGGACCUGGCUCAAACCAAGUUGGCAAAGAACAGCAACCAAUGGAUUGUGUCCUGAGUGGAGCAGAGAGUGCUUUCUCCUUUGUGUGGCCUGCCCGGGCCCUGGGUGAGCUGGGAAGCGCUUUCAGCAAACCAGUCAAGUGUCUGGCCCAGAGAACAGCACUAAGCUCCCAGCCCCCAGUCAGCAACUCGGCAGAAGCCCUGGGGGAUCUGUCAGGGUUCAUUAACACCAUGGAUUCUAUGUGUUGUGGAAAUCUUUUGAAUUCCAAGUUUUCCAUCAGCGAUUUGUGCAACUUACAAAUGUUACAGGAGUGGGCCCCCCAGUGCAACACCUUCCCAUAUGCCUCAGAACUGUGGCCAAAGCCUGUAGCUCAGUUACACAUAUCUCCAUCGUCUGCCUCCUCCACCCCGUCUUCCCCGUCUUUGACGCUCUUGCCACCCACGUUCACAUCACUUGGCAUGGCUACCCAGAACUGGUGUGCGAAAUGUAACCUCUCCUUCCGUAUGACAUCCGACUUGGUUUUCCACAUGCGAUCACACCACAAGAAGGAAUACUCCUCUUCUGAGGUGCAGGCCAAGAGGAGACGGGAAGAGAAGCUGACCUGCGCAAUUUGCCAUGAGUAUUUCCGAGAGCGCCACCAUCUAUCCCGGCACAUGACUUCUCACAAUUAGAGAUGCAGCCGUAGACCGAAUCAAUCCCAUCCCACGUGCUACUUGUAUAACUCUGUUGCUGAAGGGAGGAAUGGUCUUUGGGUAACUUUCUUUAGGGAUAUGUCUAUUUAAAAUGACUGACAAUCCUGUUUCCUGGCUCAAAGAUGGGAUAUUUACAAAAGAUCAGUGAGGUUUGGUUUUAGUUUGAAAAAGACAACCAAUUCACAGAGUCACAGAGUUGUCAAGUUUAAAGGGAGCUUAGUGGCCAACCCUUACAUACUAGUCCUUGUGAAUAUAUAUUUUUAAGGAAUGAAAAUAGUGAAAUGAAGCUAAGAUUAUUGUUAAUCCUUAAUCAUUGUACUUUUCAGACCUGUGUGUUGGUAUAAUACAGACUUUGGAACAUUUUCAAAGGUGUGAAUUGUUUGAACCAUCCAUGCAGGAAAUGUCACCUCCAUUUCCAUUUCCUCUUAAGGUAUUAAGUUUAGACAUAGAGAGGGCAGAAAAACAGCACCAACUCUUUCCCUCCCCCCCAAAAAAACCAUCAUGUGCAAAAAGUCUGAGGAAUAAACGUAUAUGGGAUGUUAGAAAGUUGUGAUUGGUGGUGGUAUAAAGAUAAAGGAAUGUCUUAGAGACUAGUUGAAUAUUCUCUUCCAGGGACAGCCCCUUCCAUUGGCAUAGAGAGACAAACUUCUUUCUCAAUAACCAUGGAAAGCAAUACUUCACUCUACUCAAAGAGUUGUUUCAGACUCACAAACACCCAUUAUUGGAAUUACCAUGCUGCCUUUCUAUUCACAGUACCCUAUUUUUCCUAACUAGGGGCAUAUGUUCAGGA